Molecule: messenger RNA, 1276 nt
Organism: Emiliania huxleyi CCMP1516
Lineage: Eukaryota; Haptophyta; Isochrysidales; Noelaerhabdaceae
Exons: 9
Coding region: 16-1119 (367 amino acids)
Source: RefSeq, a predicted model, not a curated record
CUCGUCGGACACAGUAUGACCGAUCUUCGCUCUUUCGUCGCACUGCAUCCUCCCGGUGCGUGCAGAACUCCCGGCGGCGGGACCGGAACAUACAGCGAGCGGUGGGGCCUUGCGCUGCCACAGUGCGAGGCGGCAUGCAAGCCGGAUCCGCACUGCCGUGCAUUCGAGUUCGCUCAGUACCUUGCUCGGACCGGCACGAGCAAGUGCGAGCUGCACACGGACCGUAUCGCCUUCGCCGCGCCCGUGUCGGGAGCUGCAUGCUACGUGAAGUCCGGACAGCAGGCGUCGUACGGAAAGAUGGCCACGCCGCCGCCCGUGAUGGCUGCUGCAGCAGUGCCUGCCCAAGCGCGAGAGUGCGCGAGGCUGGCCAACGCGUGGUUCGACCUCGCCUCCACCGCCCGGCUGAGGCUGCACAACAACGCCCUUCUGCCCGGGGUGCUCAUCCACAACCUUGAGCCCGAGGCGACGGGGAGGGGGGACCUCCUCCGCUUUGGCGACCCGCGCACUCGCCCCUUUAAAUGCUGUCUGGCCCGCAACCGGCUGCCGGCCUCUCUCGUCAGCAGGAGCAUAAGUAAUCGGAGCACGCCGCGGCGCGACUACAGCCGCUGCGAGGGGCUCGCACGGGCCGGGCCAUGGCGGUUGUGUCUCAACCUACCGCGUCGACUGGCCGGGCAUGGCGCUGCACCCGGACGCCACGCGACUGCUGUGCGCCUUCCCCCACGACACCGCCUCGCAGGCGCCCCACCCCCUCUCGCACCCAUCCGCGGGUGGAGCAGCAGCGCCGGCGGCGCAAAGGAGGUGUGCGAGACCGCGGUGGCGCGCGGGCACGCCUUCGCCGCGGACCAGCUCGAGCGCAUGCUCGAGAGCUGGAAGGAGCCGCAGAACGGCUGGAACUACAACGAGGUGAUCGUCGACGGCAUCGCAUUCUCGGCCGCGGCGCCCGCCUCCAUCCUCGCCUUCUUCGUGACGCCCUGGAACUCCCACGGCCCCGCCGGCCAGUUCUCGAGGGCCGCAGGCCGGUACGGCGCCGCGGGGCCGCCCGUGCUCUGCUUCGACCCGCGGAGGUACGCCUCGCCCUUCUCCGAGGCGGUGCAGCGAGGCACCGGCUGGAGCUGCUAGCACUCUCGGAUGUGUAAGAGCAUCCUAGAGACAGAAUAUGUGCCCGGCGUGAAGUAUGCGCCAGUCUACGUCGCCCCGCGGUGUGCGCAGCGUGCUCCCGCCUGAACCGUGAUAUAUUGGUUUUUACUGGUGGCACUUGUGGCAUGGACGCAGAUUG